Naegleria gruberi is the source of this 2882-nucleotide messenger RNA. RefSeq lists its product as uncharacterized. The transcript has a single exon. Gene Ontology annotation, molecular function: protein binding. Bases 1 to 2862 code for a protein of 953 amino acids. The record is from RefSeq and is a predicted model, not a curated record. NCBI's taxonomy places the organism in Eukaryota, Heterolobosea, Eutetramitea, Acrasida, Naegleriidae. Gene Ontology annotation, cellular component: Pwp2p-containing subcomplex of 90S preribosome; small-subunit processome. Gene Ontology annotation, biological process: maturation of SSU-rRNA from tricistronic rRNA transcript (SSU-rRNA, 5.8S rRNA, LSU-rRNA); ribosomal small subunit assembly.
AUGUUAACAACAACAUCAACAGCAGUUUCAGUCUCGAGCGGAACUGAUUUUUAUUUCAAUUCUCUCCUCGGUAAAGUAUACACGACCGAGAAUGAAGAUGACACAAAUAAUAAGAAUAGAAUAUGUUUUACAUUGGACGGACAAAAAUUACUUUCACCUGUAGGAAAUCGUAUUACUUCGGUGGAUUUUGCUUCAAAUUCUAGUAAAACAAGUUUCUAUGGACACAAGUAUAAUAUUCAAUCAUUUUGCUUACUUCAUAACAAUAGAGCAGUUUGUACAGUCUCUCAAGAUGGUACACUUACAUUGUUGAGUUAUCCUAAAGGAAUUAUUCUGUCAAAAUUCGACAAGUUUUUAGAACCUCGUGUAGAUAGUGUUGUACCAUCACCAAAUGGGGAUUUGGUUUGUUUCCUAGGAUCUAAAUGUUCAAUUUACAAAUUCCAAUCAGCAGUAAUGAACAAUCAAGAUAAUUCAAUGCUUCAUCAGACUUCUUCUAGACCAAUCAAAUUGGGUGAUGUUAAGGAAGCUGUUUGUCAUACUUGUGCAGAUUGGAUUGAUUCAAAGUUUAUUGCAGUCGGAACCAAUGAUGGUAUUGUACAUGUUUACAAAUUAGAUUUAGAACAAAGUGGAGUUGAAAUGGUGGAUCUUUUCUCAAAUCAUCAUAUAUUAUCUGGUAAUAAGGAUGAAAUUGUUGGAUGCUUUUUCGUUUUUAACAAGCAACAUAGAAAGAAAAAUCCAGGUCAAAUUUAUUCACUUGAUGCUAAAGGUUGUUUCCUUCACUGGUCUUUUAACUCUGCAAAGAAGCAAUGGCAAAUUAUUAAGAAGGUUGAUUUAACUUCCAAGACUGAUGCUUCAAAGAAGAAUAAGCAAAAUAGAGGUGAUGGUAAAAUGAGAAUCAAGUGUUGUAGUUAUCAUCCAACAUCAAAUUUACUUGUUUAUGGAAUUGGUCAUGCUGGAUGUUUUGAAAUUUAUGAUAUUGAAAAUGAUCAAAUUAUUUACAGAUUGGGAAAGCCACACAAUAUUGAUGGCAUUCAAUUUUUAACAUCAUCUUCCACUAUUGAACAAAUGGUCAAGAAUAAUCAAUCAACACCAUCCAUAACUGUUAGAGAAGAAGAUGAAGAUACAGAUAUCAAGACAGAUAUUACAUUACCAAACAGUACAUGGAUUGCAUUCUCUAAGGAAAAUCAACUUGCUGUAUUUGAUUAUGAAAGUGAAACAUUUAUUUAUAACCAAUCCAACCACUCUUCACAAAUUACAACAUCAUGCUACAAUGAAAAUGGUCAACUCUUAGCCAGUGGUGACUAUCAAGGAACAAUCAAAGUAUACUCAACCGAGAAUAAUCAAUGUUUUUGCAAUUUACCAAAUGCUCACUCUGGUCCAAUAACUGGAAUGAUAUUCAGUAGACCUCCUGGAUCAAGAGAUGCUGCCUUAUAUACUAGCAGUCUUGAUGGUACUGUUCGUGCCUUUGACGUUCUCAGAUACAAACAAUUUAGAAUGUUUACCAGUGUUGAUGCUGAAGGUUUUUCAUGCUUAACAGUUGAUCCUAGUGGUGAAAUUGUUAUUGCUUCUGGUUCUACAUCUUAUAACAUUUACAUGUGGAACGUUCAAACAAAUCAAUUACUUGAAGUUAUCAAAUCUCACACUGCUCCAGUUACUCGCCUCCAAUUUACAAUUGCCAACGAAUCGACACUCAUUUCAAGCUCUUGGGAUAAAUCAUGUAAACUGUGGAAUAUUUUUGGUUCUAAACAAGCUGCUGAACCAAUAGAAUUUUCAUCUGAAAUUUUGGAUGUUGCUGUCAGACCAACUGAUGGUGCUGAACUUGCAGCUGUUGUUAUGAAUGGUGAAGUUCAAUUCUUUGAUAUUUUGAACGUUAAAUCACUUGGAUACAUUGAUUGUAAGAGAGAUAUUCAAACACUGUUUACCAAUCCUAAUGGUGAUUACUUCUCCUGUAUUUCAUAUACUGGAGAUGGUCAACAUGUUCUCUGUGGAGGUAAAUUCCAACCAUUUGUUUGCAUGUAUAAUGUUAAACAAAAGGUUUUGAUUAAGAGAUUUAUUGUCAGUUUCAACAUGUCUCUCGAAGGAAUGUUCGAUAUGGAUUUGUUGAAUCCUCUCAUUAAGAAGAUUAGAGAUGACAGAAAGGAUACAAGAAAGAGUGGUAAUAAGAGUAAAAAGAUUGGUGAACAAACAAUUCCAGGUAACCAAUUGGAACUCAAACCAAAUAUUCAAGUUGAUAGAAUUUGUGUCAGUCCAACUAAUUCCGAGUUUUCCAUUGUUUCUCCAAAUGAAGGUAUUUUGAUUUUCAGUAAUGCUUCUAAGGAAGGUUCAUUCCAACCAUUGGAUAUUGAUCCAUCUAUAACUCCAGAAUCGAUCAUGAAACUUUUGGAAGAAGAAAGCUACACUGAAGCUUUUAUCAAUUCCAUCAGAUUGAACGAACCUUCCAUUUUGGUCAAAGUUUUCAAUGCUAUACCAGUUGAUUCAGUUCCUUUAAUUGUCAGAUCUAUUCCAGAUAAUUACCUUGAUAGAUUUUUGCAAUUCCUCUCGAGGGAAACUAAUGAUUCUACGAGAAUUCAAUUCUGUAUGGUUUGGCUCAAGUCAGUGUUAGCUCAAAGAAAACUGACUGGAACUUCUCAUGGAGCAAACUUUAGAUCUCUGGUCAGAGUUUUGCAACAAAAGAUGGCCACACUCUCCUAUCUCACUCAACAAAAUCAAAACACUUUGAAUUAUUUGGCCAGUUUCACAAAACCAAAGAGAAAUAUCAUUGAGGAAGAAAAGGAAAGAAAGAAGAACCUUCCAAAGGAAGAACCUAAAUCUGAAGAAACUCCUGAAGAACAAAAACUCAAGUCUAUGAUUAAAUCUAAGAAAUAAAUCAUUUAAAAUAUUUCAAA